AUGGCUGAUCCGCAGCGGCCAGGGGACAAGCACUCAAUCAAUCACAAUGGCCACACGAAGCGCAGCGCUCAAGCUCGACUGGGUCAAGGUCACCACCUCCCUCGGCCUCCGCGGCCAGACGGUGGCCUCCUCCAGGCCUUUAAGAAGCGAAACGAAGAUGCUCGCCGCAAGCUCCAGCUCCUCCAGGAGCAGGCCACCGAGGUCGACUUCGCCCAGUACCGCUCCACCCUGAAGAACCAGGCCGUCGUCGACGAGAUUGAGAAGCGAUUCAAGGCCUUCAAGCCCGCCACCUACGACGUCAACAGGCAGAUCAAGGCUAUCGAGGCCUUCGAGGUUGAGGCGGUAAAGAACGCCGAGGCUACCAAGGACAAGGUCACCAUGGAACUCCAGGACCUCGGCAAGACCCUCAAGAACAUUGAGACUGCUAGGCCAUUCCAGGACCUCACUGUGGAUGAGGUCGCGGCUGCCGAGCCUUCUAUCGACGAGAAGACCGCCCAGCUCGUUUCCAAGGGCCGCUGGGUCGUUCCCGGAUACAAGGAGCGCUUUGGCGACCUCUCUGUCCUUUAA
Parascedosporium putredinis is the source of this 567-nucleotide messenger RNA. Lineage: Eukaryota; Fungi; Ascomycota; Sordariomycetes; Microascales; Microascaceae. The record is from the annotation of a GenBank genome assembly.